AUGGGUGCCUCAUUAACCAAGAUGUUCUCGGGGCUCAUAUGGGGCAAGAAGGACAUCCGAAUUUUGAUCUUGGGACUUGACAAUGCUGGCAAGACCACGCUACUCUACAGAUUAAAGAUCGGUGAAGUGGUCACUACGAUACCCACCAUUGGCUUCAACGUCGAGUCGGUCCAGUACGGGAACCUGAAUUUCGAUGUCUGGGAUCUUGGUGGCCAGACCUCCAUCAGACCGUACUGGCGGUCAUACUACGCCAACACGGCGGCUGUCAUCUUCGUCGUCGAUUCUACCGACAUCGAGCGUCUAGAGAUUGCUGCAGACGAGCUGCGCAAUAUGUUAAAUGAAGAGGAGCUGAAAGAUGCAGCUCUGCUGGUGUUUGCCAACAAACAGGAUCAGCCUGGUGCACAAGGUGCCGGUGAAAUAUCAGAAGCAUUGAGGCUCGGCGAGCUGCGUGAUCGCAACUGGAGUAUAGUCGCGUGCUCAGUCAUUGACGGCAAGGGCAUCAGCGAGGGCAUGGAUUGGUUGGUGUAA
Molecule: messenger RNA, 528 nt
Organism: Cyphellophora europaea CBS 101466
Lineage: Eukaryota; Fungi; Ascomycota; Eurotiomycetes; Chaetothyriales; Cyphellophoraceae
Exons: 4
Coding region: 1-528 (175 amino acids)
Biological process (GO): vesicle-mediated transport; intracellular protein transport
Cellular component (GO): Golgi apparatus; cytoplasm
Molecular function (GO): GTPase activity; GTP binding
Source: RefSeq, a predicted model, not a curated record